AAAGAAAGACAGACGCAGCGUGUGGUGCGGUGUUGUUGGUUUGGUCGGCGACAGGUUAUCACAAAUAGUUUCAAUUUAAAUUAAUUCAGCAGGCAGAGCGAUAUAUAUUGGUAGUGUCUACGAUUUUUGUACCGCGUUGUUAAUAUUUCAUAAAAAUACAUGCAAGUUCAUCUGCUGUAGUAACCUUUAGUUACCCCUUACUCAGUGUACAUUAAUAACAUUUAUUUUUAAACAUGAAGCCACCAUACAAAAUCGCUGAUGAGAAACUGGCUGAACUUGGUCGCAAUGAAAUUAUGCUGGCAGAGAAGGAAAUGCCUGGACUCAUGGCUUGUCGUCGAAAGUAUGCUCCGAGCAAGAUCUUGAAGGGUGCCCGAAUUGCUGGCAGUCUCCACAUGACUGUCCAAACCGCUGUCCUCAUUGAGACUCUUAUUGAACUAGGAGCAGAAGUCCAAUGGUCAAGCAGCAACAUUUUCAGUACCCAGGAUGAAGCUGCAGCAGCUCUUGUCGCUGUUGGAAUACCCAUUUACGCUUGGAAGGGAGAAACUGAAGAGGAGUAUGUCUGGUGCAUAGAACAGACACUUGUCUUUUCGGAUGGAAAGCCAUUGAACAUGAUUUUGGAUGAUGGUGGAGAUUUAACAAAUUUGGUACAUAAAAAAUAUCCACAAUAUUUGGAAGGAAUCAAAGGACUUUCCGAAGAGACCACAACUGGUGUUCACAAUCUAUAUAAAAUGUUCAGAGAAGGUCUUCUCAAAAUUCCAGCGAUUAAUGUGAAUGACUCUGUCACUAAAAGCAAAUUUGAUAAUUUGUAUGGAUGCAGGGAAUCAUUACUGGAUGGAAUUAAAAGAGCCACAGAUAUUAUGAUUGCUGGCAAAGUGUGUGUUGUUGCUGGAUAUGGUGACGUAGGCAAAGGAUGUGCCCAAGCUUUCAAAGGAUUUGGAGGGAGAGUAAUUGUAACUGAAAUAGAUCCCAUUAAUGCACUACAAGCAGCUAUGGAAGGUUUUCAAGUAACCACUAUGGAUGAAGCUGCUGAAAUUGGUCAAAUAUUUGUUACAACAACUGGUAACAUUGACAUAAUAUGCAAGGAACAUUUUCUGAGGAUGAAAGACGAUGUUAUAGUAUGCAACAUUGGCCAUUUUGACUGUGAAGUUGAUGUAGCGUGGCUGGAAAAAAAUGCUAAAAAAGUAAACCUUAAGCCACAAGUAGAUCGUUAUGAACUCGAAAAUGGAAACCAUAUCAUUGUGUUGGCUGCUGGAAGGCUAGUUAAUUUAGGUUGUGCUACAGGCCACUCUUCUUUUGUUAUGUCAAAUUCUUUCACAAAUCAAGUAUUGGCACAAAUUGAACUUUGGACCAGACACAACCAGUACCCUGUGGGUGUGCACACUCUUCCUAAGAAGUUAGACGAGGAAGUAGCCGCCCUUCACCUUGAUCACCUUGGUGUUAAGCUGACAAAACUUACGCCUAAACAGGCUAAGUAUAUUGGUGUUUCUUUAGAUGGACCUUUUAAGCCAGAUCAUUACAGAUACUGAUUGGGUUAAAGGAACAGUUAAAUCAAUAAUUGCAUAACCUGUAUGUAUAAAGCUAAAUGAUAGUGUUACACAUGCCCAUUUGUUUGUUAUAAACUAGAACAUGUUGUUUUAUCACAACAGUUUUGUUAUUUGAUUAACAUUUUUUUCAAAGUGUGUGUUACGUUUUAGGUCUCAGAUCAUUUUUAUGUGUUAUAAAAUCUGUCUUACUAAGUUAAUCGAUUCAGUUGGAAAUUUUAUGCCUAUCUUCCCAAUAUGUGCAGCACUGUCAAUUUUACAUUUGGUUUGUUCUUGAUUAUUUUCCUUUUAUUCACAUUGAAAUAAAAUUAAGUUAAUAUCAGUGUUCCAUACCACCAAACCAAUGACUUAUAAUCUGGAGGCAUAAGAUUUCAUAAAAGCUUUAGGAAAUAAAUUUUAUCAUAACAAUAAAUAAAACAUUAAUACCCA
Amyelois transitella is the source of this 1970-nucleotide messenger RNA. RefSeq names its product adenosylhomocysteinase (gene Ahcy). The transcript is spliced from 4 exons. Gene Ontology annotation, biological process: L-methionine cycle. The record is from RefSeq and is a predicted model, not a curated record. Gene Ontology annotation, cellular component: cytosol. Lineage: Eukaryota; Metazoa; Arthropoda; Insecta; Lepidoptera; Pyralidae. Bases 234 to 1526 code for a protein of 430 amino acids. Gene Ontology annotation, molecular function: adenosylhomocysteinase activity.